Alnus glutinosa is the source of this 1693-nucleotide messenger RNA. Its product is annotated as mitochondrial arginine transporter BAC1. The record is from RefSeq and is a predicted model, not a curated record. Gene Ontology annotation, biological process: mitochondrial L-ornithine transmembrane transport. Gene Ontology annotation, molecular function: L-ornithine transmembrane transporter activity. The transcript is spliced from 7 exons. NCBI's taxonomy places the organism in Eukaryota, Viridiplantae, Streptophyta, Magnoliopsida, Fagales, Betulaceae. The coding region runs from base 447 to 1181 and encodes 244 amino acids.
AAAAAAUUUGCCGAGUGAUUAGGGAUAGUAUAUUUUUGCUAUCAAUAAAUCUGUAAUUAAAUUCAAUAUUCACUAUGUGAGAUGAUUUCUUUGGUGAUCCAUCAAUAAGAAGAGUCCAGAAAGAAGGUAUAAUCUGAUCUUAAAUUGCCCAGUGCAUGAUGGACCGUGUUAUCUUGUAUGCUCUUGGCUUUAUAUAAAUAGUUACCUUUUAUCGUACUUCGCGCUAUUCAAAGAUUAACCUAGUUAUAUAAGGAUAGUUUGCAGAUUUACCGUUGAGUGCUCAUUCCGCCUCCAUGGUUGGCCAAGAUUGACCUAUUUUGGCUGUAACCUUCCACCUUCUAAAGUUAAACCUUAGUUUGGGUUCAACUACAAAGGUUGAGCCCUAUGAAGGUGCAUAAAAGCCUGCAGAUUGCUAGGGAAGUUUGUGGAAUGUCAUAUCUUGCAUUAUGCAGGUUAAAGGACUUUAUAGAGGUGCAACAUCAUCUUUUGUUGGGAUGGCUUUUGAGAGUUCACUUCUUUUUGGCAUUUAUUCCCAAACGAAGCAGUCACUACAGGGAGGUGUACAAAAUAGUGGCCCACAGCUCCAAGUAAUAAUUCCUUCUGCAGCUUAUAGCGGAGCUCUUAUCAGCUUUGUGUUAUGUCCAUCAGAGCUUGUGAAGUGUAGGAUGCAAGUUCAAGGCACCGACUCUUUGGUUCCAAGGUCAAGGAGAUACAGUGGUCCCCUUGACUGUGCCCUUAAAGCCGUAAAAACUGAAGGGGUUACGGGCAUUUUUCGUGGAGGUUUUACAACAUUGCUAAGAGAAUCUUUUGGCAAUGCAGUCUUUUUUAGCGUUUAUGAGUAUGUCCGUUAUUACAUGCAUUCACGACUAAAAGCUGCUUCAUCUGACAACAGCCACUUGAUUGACGUGGGAAUUGGGAUUGUGAGUGGUGGCCUUGGGGGUGUUGGUUUUUGGUCUGCUGUUUUGCCCUUCGAUGUGGCAAAAACCAUAAUUCAGACUGCCCCAGAUAAAAGCUCUACAAGAAAUCCUUUUCAGAUCUUGAGCUCGAUUUACAGGAGGGCUGGAUUUAAAGGAUGCUAUACAGGUCUGGGUCCUACCAUAGUUCGGGCAUUUCCUGCCAAUGCAGCAGCAAUCGUUACCUGGGAGCUAGCUAUGAAACUUUUAGGCAUCAAGCAUGACUGAGGAUGGUCUUUUGUUCUUCAAUUUACCAAAUGCUUUAAUUUUCUCUUCCCAUUCCCUAUAGCACAUUCACUCGUUGCUGCUUGGCAAGAUUUCAUCCAGAAAGUUAUUGACAUGGUCUGACCAGGGAGUGCUGAUAUCUGAUAUAAAAUCUUCACUCGAUUCUUUUCGAAAUGAAGCUCCAACAUCUUAUUUGAUAGUCCAUUAAUUAGGACAAAAGUGAUUUCUUUUGAAUCAUUGUGAUUUUUUCAUGUAAGAGCCUCUUUGCUGCGCCAUUUUUUUUUAUUUUUUUUUUUAUUUCCCCUUUUUCCACUGUAGGGUGGUUGGAAGAUUGACUUCAUAGAGUGGUUGAAGAUGUUGCUCAAGCAUUUCAGAUUGAGUUAGGUUUGUAAAAAUUUCAACACUGAUUGUAAUGCUCCUUAGUUGGGGCAUUUUUCAAGUGCUGGACAAGUCCGUGCUCAGUCAGGAAAUAUGAAUUUUGUUACCAAUAUUAAUGAGUAUGAUGAUCUCUCAAA